This is a messenger RNA of Euleptes europaea (tarantolino), 570 nucleotides long. RefSeq names its product thioredoxin-like. The transcript has 5 exons. NCBI's taxonomy places the organism in Eukaryota, Metazoa, Chordata, Lepidosauria, Squamata, Sphaerodactylidae. The coding region runs from base 1 to 420 and encodes 139 amino acids. The record is from RefSeq and is a predicted model, not a curated record.
AUGAUGGAGGAGGGCGGCGCUAGCCAGAUCGCUCCGGCAGCUAUCGCGGUGAACGACCCGGGUGUCGAGAGCAAGAGUCAACAACGCGGGGCGGCUGCAACGAUGGUGAAGUCCGUGGCGAACCUGACUGAAUUCAACGAACAAUUGAUUGGCGCUAAUGGGAAGCUUAUCGUUGUUGACUUCUCUGCCACUUGGUGUGGGCCAUGCAAAAUGAUUAAGCCUUUCUACCAUAGUCUUGCUGAAAAGUACCCAGACGUAAUAUUUAUUGAAAUUGAUGUGGAUGAUGCUCAGGAUGUGGCCGCACACUGUGAUGUGAAGUGCAUGCCGACAUUCCAGUUCUACAAGAAUAAUGAAAAGGUGCAUGAGUUUUCUGGUGCAAACAAAGAGAAACUGGAAGAAAGUAUUAAGAACCUAAAGUAACCGUGGGGCUUUCCUGUUCAUGAAGUGCUGACUGUUAUAAAUUAUAGCCUUUUCUACACAGCAGAGAGAUCAAGUUAGAAUAUGUGUCUGAAUUCUUUGUCCCCUCCAACUGUAAAUGAAAACAAUAAAAAUGUAUAAACAAGUUUGUAA